AGAUUUAGAGGGAAGGUUUUAGUUAUCUGACUGCUGAUACCAUCAGGUGAUCCGUUCGAUCGUCCAUCAAUACUUCCUUCUAUCUAUCUCUCCGUCCCUCAAUCCAUCCAUCCAUCCAUCCAUCCAUCCAUCUGUUAAUCUAAGAAGAACCAUGGGAUCUUCAGAAAAAAGCAUCAAAGUCCUGUUGCUAGGUGCUGAGGAAUCUGGGAAAAGCACCAUCAUGAAGCAGAUGAAGAUACUGUACCGUGGGGGGUAUACGAAAGAGGAGCAGUUGGAGUAUAAAGCCGUGGUUUAUGGGAACAUCCUGCAGGCGGCUCUCGCCAUCACCAGCGGCAUGGAGAUCCUGCAGAUCAAAUUCGACACGCCAACAACAACCGAUGACGGGAAGAAACUGCAGAAGUUGGGAGACACUGUGGAGGAGGGCACCAUGCCCUCAGAGCUGGUGGAGAUCCUGAAGAGUCUGUGGAGAGACAGCGGAUUUCAGGCAGCCAUCGAGAGAUCUGCAGAGUACCAGCUCACAGACUCCGCAGCGUAUUAUCUCUCUGAUUUGGAUCGGAUCAGCGCACCUGAUUACAUCCCCAACGACCUGGACGUGCUUUACGCUCGCGUCAAAAAUACUGAAAUAGUGGAGGAACAGUUCACUCUCAAAGACUACAACUUCAGGAUGUUUGUUGGUGGGGGUCAGAGAUCUGAGAGGAAAAAGUGGAUCACCUGUUUUGAAGAUGCUGCCUGCAUCAUCUUCUGCGCCGCCCUCAAUUCCUACGACAUGGCCCUGGUGGAGGACGAGGAGGUGAACCGGAUGCAUGAAAGUCUUCACCUGUUUAACAGCAUCUGCAACCACAAGUUCUUUGCCGGCACCUCUUUAGUUCUCUUCCUCAAUAAGAAGGAUCUGUUCAAGGAAAAGAUCAGCAAAGUGCCGCUGAGCACCUGCUUCCCCAACUACAGCGGCUCAAACACCUUCGACGACGCCUCCAACUACAUCAAGCAGCAGUUUGAGGACCUGAACACUAAUAAAGGAGGAAAACCCAUCUACACCCACAUGACCUGUGCCGUGGACACCAAGGACAUCGAGAGCAACUUCAGCACCGUCGCCGACACCAUCAUCAAAAACCUGAAGGAGUGCGGACAGUUGUGAUCCCAAAACCAAAAAUCACCAAUCUGUCUGUGUUUAAUAAAAACAACGAGAUCAGAUCAUAAAAAUCAUAAAACACAAAUCAAAUCCUCCUCCUCACUCUCCUCCCACAACACCACUCAGCCAAUGAAAAGCUUUCCCUCUCAUCCAAUCAGUGCAGCUCCUCGGUUCUUCAUUAGAUACUGAAGCUGUUCAGUCUCCUAUCUAUCUAUCUAUCUAUCUAUCUAUCUAUCUAUCUAUCUAUCUAUCUAUCUAUCUAUCUAUCUAUCUAUCUAUCUAUCUAUCUAUCUAUCUAUCUAUCUAUCUAUCUAUCUAUAGAUGUCCGUCUACCUACCCUUUUGUCUGCUUAUCUAUUUAUCUACCUUUCUACCUGUCUGUCUACCUACCUGUCUGUCUGUCUGUCUAUCUAUGUAUCUAACCAUCUAUCUAUCUGACUUUCUAUCUACCUAUCUGUUUAUCUCUUUGUCUGUCUGUCUAUUUUUUUUAUAUCUAACCAUCUAUCUACCUAUUUAUGUCUAUCUAUCUAUCUAUCUAUCUAUCUAUCUAUCUAUCUAUCUAUCUAUCUAUCUAUCUAUCAGAAGAGCAGAAGAUCAGUGCAAUCAAAUCCUUCUAACCAUAUAUCCACCUUUAUAUGUCUACCUACCUGUCUGUCUAUCCAUGUCUGUCUGUUUAUAUAUUUAUGUAACCAUCAGCCCAUCUGUCUGUCUACCUAUAUGUCUAUUUAUUUGUCUACCUAACUAUCUACCUAUCUGUCCAUCCAUCCUAACAAGAGAUCGAUGCCUCAUUUUUAAAACAAAUAAAUCACUAAACUAAAGAUAAAGUGAAAACUCUAUUGGUAAUACCCAGUUCUCUCUUUUUCAGUGUCUGCACUUGACUUUUACACAAAAAGCUGAGUUUUAUUUUAUUGAAGGUGAGUCGGGUUAAUCAGGAUGAUGCAUCUCUGCACAGCACGGCUGAGAGAAAGUGAUGAGGAUCUGUUUGUGUUUGCUCUGUGAGAGCAGAGUUUAGAAACAAAUCUGAAACUGAAUUCAGAGGCUUUAGACAAGGUUUUACACAUUUCCUUCAUUCCUUCAUAUUUAUCUCUAUUAGUUACUGUCCAUAAACAAAGAAAGUUCUUGUAAACAAAUAAUGCUGUAACAUUUGCUGUUUUAAAUGUGGUUAUUUUAGUGAAUUAAUUAUAAUAAUUGUCUGAUUGUAUAUUAAUAAUUGCAGAUGUGAAGGCUUUUACACACAGGAUGUGAUUAAUUCAGACGGAAUCAGAAUAUGAGACAGAAUCUUUCAGCAAAAAUGUGAACUAGUGUGUGAUCGAGUCUGAAUAUUUCACAUUAUAUUACAUAUCCAAAGUCUGUUUUUCUCACAUUUUUUAAAAAAUAUAUUAUUAUUAGUUCAUCCUGAUAAAUUUCUACGUCUGUAAAUUCCAGUUCUAUAAACAGAAAUAAAUGAU
Astyanax mexicanus (Mexican tetra) is the source of this 2576-nucleotide messenger RNA. RefSeq names its product guanine nucleotide-binding protein G(t) subunit alpha-2. The transcript has 8 exons. Gene Ontology annotation, cellular component: photoreceptor inner segment; photoreceptor outer segment; heterotrimeric G-protein complex. Gene Ontology annotation, molecular function: GTP binding; G-protein beta/gamma-subunit complex binding; GTPase activity. The coding region runs from base 152 to 1135 and encodes 327 amino acids. Gene Ontology annotation, biological process: adenylate cyclase-modulating G protein-coupled receptor signaling pathway; detection of chemical stimulus involved in sensory perception of bitter taste. The record is from RefSeq and is a predicted model, not a curated record. Lineage: Eukaryota; Metazoa; Chordata; Actinopteri; Characiformes; Acestrorhamphidae.